Molecule: messenger RNA, 1658 nt
Organism: Athalia rosae (coleseed sawfly)
Lineage: Eukaryota; Metazoa; Arthropoda; Insecta; Hymenoptera; Athaliidae
Product: CDAN1-interacting nuclease 1
Exons: 5
Coding region: 120-968 (282 amino acids)
Source: RefSeq, a predicted model, not a curated record
GAGUCAGUAGUGUCCCCAGUGUCCCUAUCGGGCAACUCGAUAGUAUAACUGACAGAUUGUUGUUGUCAAUAUAACCAUGCCAUGUCAGCCAGAUUGAAAUAUUCUCAAAAAGCCUAAAAAUGGAGUCAAAUGUAUACAAAGACGUGUUGAAAAGUAUCACGCAAUUUAAAGGUUUGACCAAGGAUUGUGAUAGGAUGCUACGAGAAACGUACCCCCAAAUUCCAGCAGAAACAUUGAGCAGUAUACUAUCAUUAGAAAUUAGUCAGCGAAUGAAAUUCAAUCACGCUAGAUUGCGUAGUCAUGGCAAAAAGUAUUAUCAGGAGUACAUGGAUGCUUUGCGAUGCGGAGAGCCAACAGGAAUCUUAAUUCGGAUGUCUGUAAAAACAGGCUUGUUACCUGCAUUACUCGCUAGAAUUAUUCUUGAGAACCAUUGCGAAGAUAAAAACAUAAAAUCAUGUCGAACUGAAGUCACUAAACUUCUGAAGGAUACAACACUCAUAGAAGACAAGGAUCUUGCUUAUGAAAUUUAUUUGUGCAUUAUUCAAGAUGACCGGUAUGGGCCAAUCUCCGAUGCUGAGAAACAUUCAGUUGGGCAAGAGUAUGAAGUAAAAUUACAGCGCUGUAUAAGAGAGCGUAAUAUAGCCUUCCAUGACGAGGGUCAUCUCAGAUUACGAGGAUAUGACAAAACGCCUGAUAUAAAACUAGAGGUUCCAAUAGCAGUUAAUGGAUUUGUCAUCAACUGGAUAGAAUCAAAAGCUUUGUUCGGGAAUAGUCAAGUUCACAAUCAGUAUAUGAAGGAACAGUUUCUUAGUUACUGGAAUAGGUUUGGUCCUGGGCUUGUGAUCUACUGGUUUGGAUACCUGGAUGUUCUCAAUCAAGACAACGAAAGAAAAUUUAUCAUCAUGGAUCACUUUCCCGAAGUUAUAACUUACAUGAAUCCCAAAUCUGUAAAAUCCUCAAUUCUCUAACACAAUUAAUCAACAUCCGUAUUCUUUCUCAACGUCUAUAGCUCCCAAAAGAACUCGGAAAAAUUAUGAAAUCCAAUAGCUAUAUAUGUAUAGUAGUGAGGAAAACUGGCUAUAGCUUACAACUUUUCAUCAGACGAGAUGGGAUAACUUAAAUAAUCUAAUUAAGAACCACCUUCGUUUUACUCGACAUAGUACUGUCUGCAAAUGCUUAUGUUUGCGUAUUUAUAGCCACAGAUACUUAUGUGUUGAAAUUAUUAUAAUAACUUUGAUAGAGUUACAGUAAAAAAUCAAAAAAAAACCUGAGGUAAUGCUUAUUGCUACGUGUCAGGCUACAGCAGCUAGAGCAUGGUGUAUGAACAUGUACUAGACAGUCUUGUUCGCAAUCGUGUUGGUUUUAUCCCGUUGAGAAGAAAAAAAACUCUAAUUAGCUAAGUGAUGUUCGAUCGAACGCUUCGUCAGUGUGGCAGAAUAUCAUACUUUGUUUUUCCCUCGAAUCUGCAAAAUUUUGAAUUUCGUACCGACAAACUAAACGCUUUUGGAAUGAGAAUCUUUGAAUGAACGGCACAUUAUAACGCUAGAUUAUUGAAUGAAUUUCAUUAUGGAGGAGAAAUGAAGCAGCAUCGGUAUCGUCAACAGAUUAGCAAAGUCUCAGAGCAUAACCGCGGUACAAGUACAUUGCGGUGCGCCAUG